AUGCCGCCUUUCAUUUCUUCAUCAUGUCUUUCUUUCAUGAUUUGUUUAUGGAUAUACAGCUGCCUGUAUAUGCACUCUAUCUCCAGUCAAUAUCUCGACGAUCAAAAGUCUUUACUCCUUGAGUUAAAAAACAAUCUUAAGUACAACUCCGAAGCUUUAGACAAGCUUGAGGGGUGGAAUCACAGCACAAACUAUUGCCAAUGGAGCGGAGUUGAAUGUGACAACUCAAAUAACGGUAAAGUCCUUGGCUUAGAUUUGAGCAACAAAAAUAUCAUUGGUGGCAUCGACAAUACAAGCAGUUUGUUUCGUCUGCAGUUCCUCCAGAGCUUGAAUUUGGGGGGUGAAAAUAAGAUCCAGGAUGAGAUACCUUCAGCAAUAGGCAAACUGUCUAGCCUAACUUACCUCAAUUUGUCUACUGCACCUUAUAGUGACACCAAUUUCAGAGGUCAGGUACCUAUUGAAAUCUCAAACCUUGUCAAAUUAGUUGUUCUUGAUAUUUCUUUUAGUUUCAGAACAUACAUGAAUAGGCCAAAUUUGGCUGAUAUAGUUAGAAACUUGACGAAUAUCAGAGAACUCUAUCUUGAUCGAGUCAACAUUUCAGCCAUAGGGAGCCAAUGGUGCCAGACGUUAGCAUCAUCGCUCCCUCACUUGCAAGUCUUGAGCAUGUCUGAAUGUCACCUUGAAGGUGAAAUUCACAACUCGCUUUCAAGGCUUCACCGUCUUUCUGUCAUCCGUUUGGGUAUUAACUCUCUAGUUGGUCCAGUACCAGAGUUUUUAACCAGGCUCACAAACUUGACAAUGCUGUCACUAUCCUCUAAUGACUUAACCGGGAUAGUGCCUCAUAAAAUUUUCCAAGUACCCACACUUAGAACCCUUGACAUUUCUGGUAAUUCCAACUUAGAAGGGACUUUACCAGUCUUUUACAUCAAUGGGUCUCUUGAGGAGCUGACCAUUAGCGGUACAAAAUUUUCCGGGGUCUUGCCAAGUUCCAUUAGCAAUCUCAAGAGUCUUCGUACAAUAUUUCUAGUAGACUGCCAAUUCAAUGGAAGCCUUCCAUCAUCAAUUGGAAGUCUAAACCUCCUUCAGAGGUUAGUUUUAACUGCUAACCAGUUUUCUGGUUCCAUUCCAUCAUCAAUUGGAAGUCUUAACCUACUCGAGGAUCUAGAACUAAACGAUAACCAAUUUUCUGGUCAUAUUCCAUCGUUUUCAUCAUUGAAGAAACUGAAAACCUUAAAUCUCCACAACAACAGUUUAGUUGGUUCUAUCACUGGCAAAAAUUGGGAGAAACUACUCAAUCUAGAGUCACUUUCCUUGUCAUUCAAUUCACUAGAUGGAAAUAUUUCUUCGUCAUUGUUUUCAUUGCCAUCACUCGAGUUCUUAGCUUUGGAAAAUAACAAAUUCAGUGGGCAACUGAAUGAGUCUGCAAACCCCGUUUUUUCCAAGUUAACAGAAGUAUACUUAAGCAGCAAUAACUUGGAAGGGCCAAUCCCAAAGUCAAUUUUCCAUCUAAGACAACUUGAGUGGCUAGAUCUAUCCUCAAACAGUUUUAAUGGCACGUUAAAGCUCGCUGAAAUUCUACUCAGUCUCAAAAACCUCACAUCCCUUAAUCUUUCAUUCAAUCGCUUGUCAGUUGUAAUUGAUGUAGAUGUGAACUCCUCUUUUCCCCUGCUACAAGAACUACAAUUGGCUUCUUGCAACUUGCACAACAUCCCUGAUUUUCUAAAAAAUCAAGUUUCAAUAAAUACUCUUGACUUGUCAAAGAAUCACAUUGCAGGCUUGGUGCCCAGGUGGGUGUGGGGAAUUCACAAUCUGAACCUUUCUUCCAACCACUUGGUAGAGCUAGAACCACCUCUGGCGACGACACUCUCAAAUAAUUCAUUAUUUACCUACCUAGACCUCCAUUCAAACAAACUUCAAGGAACAUUUUCUAUUGCCUCACCUAAGCUAGAAUAUCUGGAUUGUUCCAACAAUAAUUUCACUUCCAUUUCUAAAACGCUAUGCAAUGCCACAAACCUACAUUUUAUGAACCUAGAGUACAAUCACUUGAGUUGGACAAUUCCCGAUUGCCUCUUUGCCAAGACUACACUCAGCGUACUCAAUUUGAGAGGAAACAAUUUAGGAGGUUCUGUCCCAGCUGAAUUUGGAAAAAACUGCACCCUACAAACUCUUAACUUGAAUGAGAAUCAUCUACAAGGAUCGAUUCCACGAUCACUUGGCUACUGCAAAGCAUUAAAGGUAUUAGAUCUUGGAAAUAAUCGAUUGAACGACACUUUUCCUUGUCACUUGAAAAGCUUGUCCAGCUUGCAAGUUCUUGUCCUUCGAUCCAACAAGCUUCAUGGAGCCAUUCUUCCAAUCACUUUAUUGGUGAUCUGA
Molecule: messenger RNA, 2373 nt
Organism: Chenopodium quinoa (quinoa)
Lineage: Eukaryota; Viridiplantae; Streptophyta; Magnoliopsida; Caryophyllales; Amaranthaceae
Product: receptor-like protein kinase 5
Exons: 2
Coding region: 1-2373 (790 amino acids)
Molecular function (GO): protein binding
Source: RefSeq, a predicted model, not a curated record